CUUCAGCCACCACCAUCCUUACCGUGAUCCUGGUAAAGAAGCAGAGAAUGAAAAAGAAGCCUACAUAUAAUACCUGCAGGGCUGCAAUGCAACAACCCAGAAGUAACACAAGAGAGAGAGAGGAGAGAGAUGGAAUAUCUGUUCAGCCACCCCCAUCCUUUAACUCCUUAUCAAGCCCAAGAAAAUGAACAAAUCCAGUGCUCAGGUUGUAAAUCGGCUAGCGGGUCAGGUUUACUAUAUGGGUGCAGUAAGUGUAGAUACUUUCUCCAUGAGCAAUGCCAAAACAGGAUGAAGCACCCAUCUCACCCAAACCAUCCUCUCACCCUUCUUUCCAAAUCAGCAUACGCCGGUGGCUCAUUCAUUUGUAAUGGGUGUCGUUUAACUGGUGAAGCAUGUGUCUUAAACUGUGGCCCUUGUCAAUUUGAUCUCCACAUUAAAUGUGCUUCCUUGCCUCUCACUAUACUCCAUAAAGAUCACCCUAAACAUCCAUUAACCCUCUAUUUUGAAUUCCCCAUUGAUGCAUACGAGACCUUCGGUUGUGAUGUUUGUCAUUCUCCCGUUGAUAGGGCAGGCUGGAUCUACUAUUGUAAAGAGUGUAACUAUGGAACCCAUGUUCGUUGUGCUAAAUUUGACCGAGGAGAAGCUCCACAAGACAAGCCUUUGAGCCGUCAACCACCAUCGUCGCCGGCGUUCGUGGCGGCGAGCCUCGGCACUGAGAAACAAAUGGAGACACCUGUUCAAACAGUUGGUGGUGGCGGUGGCGGUCUGUCGAGGAAAGAUGAAGAAGAUCAGAAACCAUUGAAGCAAGUAGGGGAGGCGAUGAUGGAUACUGAACUUGAGAUUUCUAGGCUUCAAAUUCAAUUGACUCGCCAUAUUGCACAAGUGAUGAGUUGGGCUUGUCGUUGUUAAUUAAUGACUUCAUCAUGUCUAUACGAUAUAUGGUUUACAAUUAACGACUUCAAUAGCAACAACA
Macadamia integrifolia is the source of this 973-nucleotide messenger RNA. RefSeq lists its product as uncharacterized. The record is from RefSeq and is a predicted model, not a curated record. Lineage: Eukaryota; Viridiplantae; Streptophyta; Magnoliopsida; Proteales; Proteaceae. The transcript has a single exon. Bases 130 to 909 code for a protein of 259 amino acids.